Molecule: messenger RNA, 477 nt
Organism: Drosophila grimshawi
Lineage: Eukaryota; Metazoa; Arthropoda; Insecta; Diptera; Drosophilidae
Product: myosin-2 essential light chain
Exons: 1
Coding region: 1-477 (158 amino acids)
Cellular component (GO): myosin II complex
Molecular function (GO): calcium ion binding; myosin heavy chain binding
Source: RefSeq, a predicted model, not a curated record
AUGGCCGGAAUACACUCACCAGAACAGCUCCGAAAAAUGCGACAGAUAUUCCUACAGUUCGAUCAAUGCGGCGAUUGCAACAUUUCGCACUCGCAACUGGGCGAAUGUCUUCGCGUACUGGGCUCCAAUCCUAGUGAGGCGAGCAUACGUCAGUACAUUCGGGAGUUGAUUGCAUCCUGUUACGAACGAGUUUCCUUUGACGAAUUUUUGCCAAUUUAUGAUUGCAUCAUGUCACGGUCUACAGCUCAUCAGUUUGGAGCAGACACUGCCUUCAAUAACGAACAGUUUAAAUCCGGUUUGCGCUUUUUCGAUGAGCAUAAGACUGGAUAUAUAUCAGCAGACAGGCUCCGACGUGUCCUAACAACGAGUGGUGAACGUCUUACCGAAGUGGAGGUGAACGAUUUAUUGGAAAAUCAUGUGAAUGAUCAGGAUUUGGUGAACUAUGAGGAGUUCGUGAAUGCAAUCACCAAGAGCUAA